CCGACCGCCAUUAGCGAUAUAUUCCCUGAAAAGCCAGCUCGCGACACAGCGAGUAGCGGACGAAGAAAAAGUUUCAAGUCAUGAAAGAAUAACGAAGCAAUUGCAAAAUAAUGGAUGAAACGGCCAUUCCAAAGAUCCCGGCUAAGCUGAUCACCAGGAGCAAAGCUAAAUCCUCCACUGGGUACAGACAGAUUGUCAAUUUCCUGGACAAUCUAAGUCGGGAUGAGACUGGUGCUCCUGUAAAAUGGAAGUUCAACCAGACUGGGGUGAAAUUAGCUAGAGGCAUUGGCAAGAAAAUAGCUGAUGCAGGUAAGCAAGGAACGACCUUGAAAUAUGAUGCAAGGACAUCACUUGUGAAGGCUGUUUUGCGAAAGAAAUAUUCUUCAAGUAAAGUUCCAUCUUCCUGUACUUUUUCAAAUACAAGAGGGAAAAACACAGCAGACAGUGAUGAAUCUACUAACACAGUCAUUAAUGGGGACACAGCGUCAGUGACUAACGAGAGCAGAUUACCACAAAAAGUUGGGAUUCAUCAACAGGAAAACAAAAGUGUAACAAAAAAGACAGGAAAAGGAAAAGAUGAAUUGUCAAGUGAUUUGGCUGAGUCCGCAUGUGCACCUGUAGCUGUGCCACGCAAACGGGGAAGGCCACCAAAGAAAAAGACCGAACCAAUAAUAGAUUCAUUGCUCGAUGGUUCUGUUAAAAAUAAGAAAACAGCAGAAAGUGUGGAUAAAGUGCAGUCUUGGACAAAUCUCAACCAAAAACUGUAUAAAAAAUCCCUACUUGGAAACUUUAUUAAGAAAAAUGUAGACAGCACAUCGUUGGAUGAUUCCGCAGAUUCUGAUAGUAGAGUAGACUCUGAAGUGGAAACCGAAAGUGUGGGCUCUAGUGUUAGCUCUGUGUCUGUAAAAAAGAAAAUGAAACAAAUGAAUAGGGCAGGUAUUAUGUUGGGACCUGCUAAGUUGUUGAGAAGUCAAGACAGUCUUAUGACAAGGAAGAGCAAAGGAAUGAAAGCAAGUCUAGUUCAGGCACAUCGAAAACCAAGAAAAAGAACUUUGAGUGGAGGAUUUGAGUUGUUGGAUGAAAACUUACUUAGGAAGAAACUUCGACAAGACGAGGACCAUCAAUCCGAUAUAGAUAGUGACUAUUCAGAAGGCAUUCAAAAGAACUUGACAAAAUUGGAUGACUCAGAAGAAGAAUGUACCAGUGUAACAGGUAUCACAAAAGUUACAUCAGACACGUCUAAGAAACCGGGUGGUAAGAAAUCAAUUCUGACCGACGACAAAAACACUUUACCGUCAAUGACAAAUAUUGUACCUGUAUCAUCAACAAAUGAUCCGAAUACAGCAUUGCAAAAUAUUAACAUUGUUCCAGCACAACCAAAGAAACGUGGUAGACCACCAAGAGUAAAGCCCAUAGUUUCCUCCUCUGAGCCAAUCAAAAUUGGAAAAAAAACAAAAUUGUUAGGUCCGAAAUGUGCUCAAGAGCGAGCACGAAAUAUGCUACGGAAGAGAAACGAUGUGGCUAUUCCAAGAACAGGACUUCAAAUCAUUGGACCAGGAGGAUUAGUUUUCAUGCGGAAAAGUGUUGAUCUGCCACAGAAAUUAAUUUCCAAUGAUUCUCUACAUGGGCAUGAGAGCAAUUUGAAAGCAGAUAUUCUGUUUAAGGAUGAAGUAAGUUCUACUAAUGAGAAAUACACUUGUGACAAAGACAUUCAAUCUACUUUCAAACAAGAAGUUCCAUUGGACAUUGAAAAUAAGUCUUCUGUUGAAAGUGUUGUUAAAUCAAUGCAUUUAUCGAUUGAUACGAAGGAAAAUGUAGUUCCUCCAGAGGAGGACAUUUCAAAAACAGAAACAACAGUCACAAAGUCUGAUAUCACCUCAAAAACCGAGGAAUCUUUGAAUUCUGUUGAAUAUGUAGCUUCUGUGAAAUGCGUCGAAGAUAGUGGUUUGUCGGAUGCAGAUUCAUUUAUUAAAGACUGUGUUUCAGAUAAGGAUAAUUUACUGAUCAAGGAAAAAAAGGUGAAAGAUGCAUCAUUGACUGAAAGUAUUAUCUCAAACUGUGAAUUAAACAAAGCUACUCAAGAUUCAGAAACCAAUGCUACCGCUACGGAAACCGAUAUCUCAACACAAGAAGACACUGUGUUAGUUUCUGUGACUGUUAUUCAAUCACCAACAUGUGAGAGUUCUCCUGUUUCUGAAAAAAAUGAACAAGAACAGCAAAUUACGUCUUCAGAUGCGAAGGACAUCGUUCAUAACACGUGCAAGCAAUCUGCAAUUGAUGACCAACAUUUGGCUCCGUGUGCCAAUAGAAUCGAUCAAAUGAAAAAACAUGCGGAUAUGGAUGAUCCUUCAAAUCGGACAACAUUAGCAAGCAACCUAAAGGAAAUUGAAACUGAAAGUGCUAGUAUUGAAUUGAAUCAAACAAAGACAGUCGUGGGGGAGAGCUGUGAAUCUCUAAAAAUAACAGUGAGAGACCAAGAGAUAGUUGAUGAUACUAAAACUGAAUCAGAAGUCUUUCCUAUGGAAACCUCUGCAACUGAAGAGCACGAAACCAACUGUAAAGAAGUAGACCGAAACGAAAACUUGGAUAUUUCAUUAGAGAGUAAAGAGGUUGACAUGUACAAUUCUGUACCACAGUAUACCGAAGAUUCCUGCAAGAAGAAGGAUGAUUCUGAUGGAAAAACUGGAAAAUUGAGUCCUUUGUCAGAUGAUGAUCGCACAGAUGCGAAAGUUGACAGUGAAAAGAAACUUGGCGUUAAACGAGAAUUCCAGUUAAGACAAAAGGCAUCAAGGUCACCGCUUGAAAUAAUUGCUAUGCGUCAGAGUCAGGAGGAAAGACAGUACAUAUUGGAGCAAACUCAGAAGGCAAUGAAACGUGAAGAAAAGCAGAAGAAGAUGAGAGAAAAGAUAAAGAAAAUAGAAAACGAAAACAUGGAGAAAUGCAAAGAGGAGCGAAAAAAAGAAGAGAAAGCUAAAGUAGUAGAACAUAUUACAGAAGAAAACCUUGAAAAAGAAGAAGAUAAUGAUGAGGUGAAAGUCCCGGAAGAAAAACCUGAAGAUAUAAAAAAUGCAGUACAAAUUGAUGAAGAGCGUGAACAGAAAAGUAUUGUUUCUGAACAUGCGGAGUGUAAGGCAUGUUCGGUUGUACUAAUAGACUUUGUUAAAUAUCUGAAAAUGACCAACAGCUCAUACAGUGUAGAGUCUGGUUCUGUGAUGGAGGAAUGGGAAACUAUUGCAGACACAGAAACAACUCUUUCAGAAGAAAGUACAGAAAGUAGCAUCCAUGAAGAAACACAUGAAGCAGAAACUGAAGUAGUGCCAAAACUAUCCGACGAGGAACCAAAACAGUUUGAAGAUGUGUUACUAAAGAGCGACGAUGACGGUAAAAGUAGCAACAAAGUAGAUGAAAACAAACCGGCCAAGAAAAAGAGAAAGCCAUCUGCAAGAAAACAGGCACGAUGCGUCACAUAUAGUGCACAAUUGACAGCAGAAAUCGUGUCCAAUCCUUUUUUCAAUGGAGACGAGACACAAACAGUUCCACCACUUCGCCUGAAAAUCAAACAAAACAUAAUAGCAAAGCCAAAACCACGGUCAAAGAAGGGUAUGAAGUUUACCGUCAAAAAGCGACGUACAGCAAGGAAAGGAAUGCCGUCUGAAAAAGGAUUACCUAAUACGGGUUUAUUUCUUGAGGGAACCGAUUCUGCUGGUACAGCUGCUAAGAAAACUGAUAAUGGGAAAAGCAGUUUUGAAAAAAGCUAUGUGGAGUUUUAUCAUAAUCAAGGCUAUGAACACAAAGUUAAAGCAAGCAGAAAGCAAAAGAAUUCUAAAACCAACAAUCAUACGUUUUCUUUCGAAACAAUUACCGACGAGGAAAAUGCACUUUCAAAACAAACGCAACCUGUCAACAAUAGUCAAGAUAAUACGAUAGUCUUUCAGUGCACACACAAUUCAUGUGGAUUUGUAUCAGAAACCAAACGUGUCAUGGAGUCACAUAUUUAUGUACAUAUGAAGAACAUUCCGUUCCGGUGUGUGCAUUGUAAUGAAGUAUUCCAGUCACGAGGACUCACAUUUCUUCACAUGCGCAGUGUACAUCCAGAUCUUGACGCGAGAAUGGAAGCUGCAGAAAAAGUAGAUGAAGGCUUGUUCUACAAAGAAAUGGAACAAACUCCACCAAAUUCUCUGCAAUCACCAUCUAGAGAAACAACAGUCAUUGAUUCAUUACCAGAUACUGUAGCGCCGUUGAAGACUUCUUCAGGUACAACAGGUUGCUAUUGCUGCAGUCACUGUGAUUUUUCUGCACCAAGUCAACAGGACAUUUUGAACCAUAUUCACUCAUUCCAUAGUAACGAUAUCCAGUAUACUUGUACUUUGUGCAAUAUGUCAAUACCAGGCUCCAAAGAAGGAAUACCAAAUCAUUUUGCAAAAGCUCAUCCGAAUCAACCUGUUACUUACAAGUGCCUGCCUGAAUUCUAUGAUGUUACAAAAAACCAGCAGAACGCAGGCAAUGCUGACAAAGGAAAUAUCUUUGACAGGAUGAAUGACUUGUUCACUACCGAUCAACACGAAUCCCAUGGUAGACCACAUGUCCAGAAAACUAGUGCCGAGGCUGAUAGUACGACAGCGGAAAUGGAUGAUUCUUCAAGAAAGGAAGAACUUGAUGGCAUUGAAGAAUUGGGUAAAUCCUACCAGUCCGGUAUAAAACGGACCGCAAAUCAAAAUACCGGUAUCCAAGGAAUCCCAAUAGUCUACGCAGCCAUGCAGACCAUUCCAGGGCCAAAAAGCGUGCCACUUGUGGCGACAGGACUGGGCAUCCAACAACCUCUCAUUUUCCAACAGGAACCUGCUGUUGUUGACAAUAAUGACAUGGGAUUAAAGAUAGUAGAUGUUGUGAGUUUGUCUGACCUGGCAAACACAUGGAAUCAGCAGUCGGAGCAAACACAAGAAAAAUCUCAAAACGUUCAAGCUGUUGAACACGAAGCUGUUCUAAACAGUAACCCACUUAAGGAAUGCGGACAACUGCAUAUGCCCCAAAAUCCACCACAAACAGAUCCACAACAUAUUCUGCUUCAGAUGCAAUAUGAACAGCGUCAAAAACAGCAACGCAUCUUGCAAAAACAACAACAGCAAGAGGCCAAGAAAAGUGACAAGCAAGAUAGUUUUGGGACAACUUACAAGUGUGAAAAGUGCAACGUUCAUGCCCCCAUUCUGUCUGCUAUGGUCGAGCAUUUACGCGUGACACACAAAGAUAUACAGAGGUUAUUUCUAUGUCCAUACUGUAGACAAUAUGAAGGUUCCAACGAACCCGAGAUCCAUCGCCAUAUCAAACAGUACCACCAAACACCUGAUCAGAAAAGUCCUCCGGUAGCUCUGUCAAGCGCUGCCAAGAAGCAUCUUAGGACUAUCCAAGUAGCUGUUGAUGCAGAUUCAAAGAAGGUCGGGGAUAGGUUUGUUGUGGAAAAAGACAUCUACAAAUGUUUGAAAUGUCAGAAACAUAUGCCAUCACUGAACUUUAUUUACGACCAUCUUGACAAAGCUCAUCAUGAGGUAUUUGUGUAUGUGUGUCCUUAUUGUAAAAUUUUUAAAGCAAAGACAGAAGCUCAGGUGUUCCAUCACAUUAAGAGCGAACACAAAAAAUGCACUGAAGAUAUAAUGCUUUCGCUUGCCAUAGAGGAAAAUUUAUUCACACGAGUGCAAUCAUUGGUGAAAGAGAAACCGAGUCGACCUACUCAUGCGCAAAAGUCUCAACAGGGAGCCAAGGCUCCUUCAAAGGGGAUUAAUGAAACGGAGGAUGAAGUGAUUGUUGUCGGCGAGUCCCACAAACUUGUCCACGAAAUGACUUCUCCACCAAAACCGAUGCAACCUAACAUCCCAAAAGCACCAAUAGCACGCAUGAGGAUGCCUUCGCAGUUUGUAAAUCCGCCACCAGCACAUUUCCAACAGAGUAAAUCAUCACUUCGCAAAUCAACACCACAUCAUAUUCCACCACAGUCACAACACUCAGAAAAGGAAAUAUUUGAACAUCAAAAUUAUCAACAGUUUAAUAUUCCACGUAAUCGGCAUGGGUCAGCACUUCCAAAAAUGGCUCAAACUUCCACUGUACCUCCUCCUUUGAUGAGAGCUCCGCCACCUUUGCUCCGUUUCCCCUCUGAUGGAAAUGCAUCACGCAUGCAAAAUCAAGGGAAUGUAAUGAAAGCAUACGCUAGUCAAACAUCAGGAAAUACUGUUGGAAGUCCAUCCUAUUCGCAUGUCAAUCAAAGAGUUAUUUCUCAUCAACAGAGUCAACAUCUGUCAACCGCCAAUGUUGUUCCUUCACUUGAAAGAAAAGUCGUAGCAAGCUCAGCUAGUCAGAUGUCGACUGCACGACCUGUUCUUCGUGUCCCAUCAGUACCAUUACAUAUUCAACAGCAACGCCCAGCUGGCAACUUGAGAGUGUCACCUUACCAAGACUUUAACCACAGUCCUGGCCCUAUGGCUCCGGUCAACAGGAAAGGAGAUGGAUAUGCUCCUUUAGACUUAAGCAAAUCUCCUGCCCCUCCUAGUCAACCGAAGAACAAUAUUGAUGAGGGAGAUGAUCUUCCACCGGAUGCAUUCCAAAUUUUCAAUCUUCGUCCUGCUGCUCAACAAAUUCGUCCUCAGGUUGUUCAACAGCAGAUGACACCUAUGGUGAUGCGGAACAUGUCGCCGCUCGCAUUUCAGGCGAGAUUCCGCCAACAGAUGCAGCUGCAACAACAGAUGAACAGAAUACCCAUGGCAAGAGCUCCAAGACAACAUCGGGCUUUGAUGAAUAGGCCUCCUCCGUAUACUCGGACCCCGAGACAUUCAAGGGGUGUGCCGAGGCCUUACACUCCACGCAGUGCUAUAAACCAGGCUGUGCCAAACGUUUUACCCACUAAGGAAGUGGCCGCACCAAUUCAACCUACUUUAAGUAAGGAUGGACGAAACAUGGUAGGCUUAGGGCUAAUGCGGGUAUUUAAAUGCCCGUAUUGUCCAGAUGUUGUACCUCUCGGUAUGGGAGAGGUUGCUCCACAUAUCGAAAAAGUGCAUCCCGGACAUUCCAUAGUCUUUAUGAAAAUUGACAAAUAACUGUUUUUCACCAAUAACUGUUUUUUACCAAUAGUACGGUGAAAUCGAUGAUAAUAGUGGCUGUAUACCGUGAACCGAAUUCACGCAGAAGAUUGUAAAGUGUGUGCCGUGGUUUUGACAUUGCAAUAGUUUUUAACCGAAUGCAAAUAACUCAAGAGAAUUUUUUUGAUCUCUCAUUCCUAAUAGGCUUCAUUUUAUACAGAUCUGUUUGUUUUUCGUUAUUAUGCAUAUGGUAUAUUUGAGUGUGAUAGAUUCAUACUGCGUCUUUUGUUUUGUUCACUUUAUUAUGUCAUGUUUUAGCAAAGUGUAGUUUGUGAAUCUUGUAUAUAUUUUUUUCUUUUCAAUAACUACAUCAUGAAAAAUUGUAUAGCAAAAAAAUACAUAAAAUGUAUGCAUUAAAGACUUAGAGCUGCCAGGAAUGUAGUAAGUGUGCAAAGUGGAAUAGCAAACUUGUGUGCAUGUUAAUUCUAAAUAGAAUUUAGAAUGAAUAAUCAUUAAGAAAUAUAUGUGUAAUCCAUGCGAAUGUAUGUAUAAUUCAAUGUAUCAAUGUUAUUGAUGGUUAUCAUAUGUUCUCACAGGACAAAGUACAUUUAUGUAGAAAGAGUUUUUUAAGUGUUUGCUGUGUUAACCUGGAUUCAUUGUAAUGCUACAAACUCGAAAUAACAGUUUCGAUGUGGUCAAAAUAGUCACAAAGAUGGUUUGUUUGGGAGAAGUUUUGAUAUGAAUAGAAAUACAUAUGUAUUAUAGACAUAGAUAUAAUUGAUUUUUCGUUAUUUUAUGAUAAAUCCUGGAAUACCAUCGGUCGAGUUUUAUAUUCUAUCAUGAAAAAUUACAAUACAAUAUAUUGGAUAACAUUUGUAACUGUGACAACACAUAAGCGUUACAUAGCAAUCGCUAUGAUGAUUCUUCUAUUAUCGGUUGUGCAGUUGUUGGUGGGGUUUUUUUGUGCAUAUUAAUUAUUUUAGCAGGAUAUGCAUGCUAUGCAAAUGUAAAUGAGUAUUUUCGUUCAUUAUUAUUAAAAGUAGACAAAAAAAUAUGCAUUGAAAUCUACAUACGUUUUUUAGCGAUAAUUAGGCUACCAAAAAUGAUUACAAUCUUUCAUGAAUCAACAACAAAUAUAAUCGCAGGUGAUUUUUCCAAUGAUUCCAAUCAAUCCUUAAAUAGAAAACAUGGCCUGCCAACUUCAAUGUAUUUGGUAUGUCCUAAUUUUACUUGUACAUAAUCAGGACAAAAUGAAAGUUGACUACAUGUCUGUUCUGAAGGUAUUUGUGUAGACUUCAUUUAAAAAUGGCAUUUUAUUCAACUUAUAAUAAACGUGAAAGAAAUAAUCAGUAUUUCAUCCACAGAAAUCCGCAUCUAAUGCAUGCAUAUAUUUUAGAUUUUAGCCUUCGCAUUGCCGAAAUUCAACUGAUGCAAAAUUGUUUUAAGAAACGCAUUGUCAUGUACUUUUUCAAUGUUGUGUUCUUCUUGUUUUGUUUUUGUUGAUUUGCGUGUUUGUAUGAUUUGAAAAGGGAACAUUUAUCAAAUGUAAACUAGCACAUGUUUUAUAUUUAUAGAAGACUUGCCAAAUAUCUGAUAACGAAGGUUCUACUAUACUGUCGUAAAAUCACCAACAAUGUUUAAUAUAUCACCGUGUGAUAAGGCAAUUUUAGUUCGGACAUUGGUAAUGUAUAUUGUCAUUAGUGUUGGUUUAUUUUUCUUUAAUGAACACGUUUUUUUUUUAUAAAAUUUGUUAAAGUAGCAAACGUAAAGAACGUCGUCGUUACAUAUCAUUAAGUUAAAGUUUUGUUUCAUUUUGACAGAUUUUUCAAAAUAUUUUUUUACCAGUAGUCGGCAAUCUGGAAAGAUAGUCGAUUCCAAUAAUAUUGGCCACAUGUGGAGAAAAAAUAUUCAAAAAAAUGAGUUUGAAUGGUUGUGUCCAGCUUUUUCUUGUGACUAGGUGCAGAAUUUUAAUGUGUUUGAAUUUAAAACAAGUUAAAUUCCUUUCAAAGAGAGCAGUCAGUGCUAUACGAAUUGUGAGAAGAAGAUUUUCAGCGUGACUAUAGUUUUUAAAUAAUAUUUAAAGUUGCAGUGCAGCGACUAAAAUGAAAGCUGUUUUCAUCGGUACGAAAGAGAUGAAUAUUACAACAAUGUAUAUUGGAUGCAUGUUUUGAUAAAAAGUGAGAGAUUGUGAUACUCUUGUACAGACACUUUAAAUGUCACGAAUGAACAUGUCAAUAAAAAUGUUUA
Mizuhopecten yessoensis (Yesso scallop) is the source of this 9311-nucleotide messenger RNA. RefSeq lists its product as uncharacterized. The transcript is spliced from 3 exons. Gene Ontology annotation, molecular function: DNA binding. The record is from RefSeq and is a predicted model, not a curated record. Lineage: Eukaryota; Metazoa; Mollusca; Bivalvia; Pectinida; Pectinidae. The coding region runs from base 111 to 7082 and encodes 2323 amino acids.